Molecule: messenger RNA, 19293 nt
Organism: Podarcis lilfordi (Lilford's wall lizard)
Lineage: Eukaryota; Metazoa; Chordata; Lepidosauria; Squamata; Lacertidae
Source: the annotation of a GenBank genome assembly
AUGGCAUACAAACACAACCCCACUCCCCCAUUGCUGUGGAAGGUACAGUUGCUUAGCAGGCAAGUCAUUGCAUCUGUGCAUGCUGCUAAAAUAAGUGAAAGGCUAUCAUGCUGUCAAAGAAGACAAGAGGCUAUGGCAGUAAUGACUCCACACUUAUCCUAGCUACUAUUAAAAUACAAGGAGUGAACCUUGUUUUAACCAUCCCAAAUUGAGACAAGGCCACAAAUAAAUAGCACAACUACCACAGCAUAUCGGAGGACACUUCAUGUUUGUAUUACCCUUUGCAGGGAGGGGUGUAUCAACUCUAGGUAGAAAGAAUAGGAUUUUCCUAAUGCAUGAAAGGACAGGUGCUAAGAUUGAGGUUACUAGUGAUAACUCACAAAUAUGUAUUGGAACUGGAGUUUCUGCAGUCUAAAAUCUGUUAAAGGCAGCUAUGCAAACAAGGCUGUCAUAACAAGAGAUCAAAAUAAGAUUUCGGAAUGUGUUUGGAAGCAUACAGUGCCUAACAGAAUAUUGCAGAAUCAAUAAAUGAUGUGAUGCUAAUAACAUAAACACACGGUAGUUAAUAAGGAAGGAUAAUGCAGAAAGAGUAUGGUGCAGUUGGGUAUAAACAAACGAACCAUUUUAUACGUCGGUUUGACAUCUGCUGUAGACUGGUGUUUUGGGUUAUAUGCUUGAUCUAAAAAUGGUUUGGGGGAAUUGCAUGAAAAUGUCAACAUACAAACCUAUUUGCCAUUUUUACAUGUAUAGUAGUUAACAUAUUCUGUAUCAUUUUAAAUAUAUUUUUCAAAGUUUCAUAAUCCGGCAUUUAUUUCAAAGUGGCAUUUUAUACGUGAGCAAGCAACCAGCAGCAUGACAUUCAAAAUGAUAUGGAAUUUCUCUUUUCCUAAUCUUCGGUUAAAGACCUCUGCAAGAAUAUAGACAAUAGGUUAAUGACCCUUCAUUGUAUUGAAACGUUGCCUUUCUCAUUUAAUAAAAUGAGAAGAAACACAGGGGAUGAUGUCUAUAUGAGAAAUGUGAUUAUUCUGAAAGAAAGCAGAAACAGUCACUGAAGUACUGCUGUCAGUUGGCAACUUUGUUAUUGUUGAAUUUGAGACACAGAGAUGGAAAAGAAAAGUUGUGGACCAGGUAGUGAUGUAAAGUCGUUUUUUCUUUCAGCUUCUAAUUUUUCCAAUCUUAAAUUGCUCCAGCAGUUUGCAAAUUCUAAAAUCUUCAUGAAAUUCACCAGCAUCUUACUGUGACUUUCUACUAAUAAAGACAAUGGGUUGAAAAGAAACAAAUCAUUAGAGUAUUGACUGAGCCAAGUCAAAAUUCCUUUGGACAUUGCAACUUCUCAAAUGGAUUUGGUGCAUACCUGCAAUUUGUGGAUGCAAAGUAAAGUGUCAUAAACACAGUGUCUAGCUCUGAAGGCAUUUAUUUUUAUGUGUUUGUCACUGAAUUUUAUGUGUUAUGUACAGGUCAUAUACUGGAAAAUUUUAUCACAGUUGCCAAUAACAGUAACUGUGUAUAUUGCUUACUGGUUGAUUUUUUUAUUCAUAAUUUUAGAGAAUAUAAUUGUUUUAAGGUCCAGAUAAAUUCUUGUGGUUGUAAAACGGUUGUGUUAGUCACAACUUUUAAAAUACAAUAAAAAGAAAUCACAUAAACAAUCUGGCAUAUUUCUUUAUUUUUGAAGGGAACAUCAAUCAAGUUAACACACAAUUAGUUUAAUAAUACUGGCCAAUACAGUCAUACCUCGGGUUAAAUGUACUUCAGGUUGAGCGUUUUCAGGUUACGCUCCGCGGUGACCUAGUAGUAAUGGAGCGUGUUACUUCCGGGUUUUGCCGCAUGCGCAGAUGCUCAAAAUGACGUCGCGCGCAUGCGCGGAAGCGGUGAAUCGCGACCCGCAGAUGUGGGUUGCGUUUACUUCAGGAUGCGAACGGGGCUCCGGAACGGAUCCCCGUUCGCAUACACAAAAUAUUAUGUAUAGAAGAUUACAAAUAUUAUGUUGUUCACUAUGGAAUUACCCUUUUGUGACAAUAUUGCAAUUUACAUGAAUUAGAAGGACUCAUUCACAACCUCUGCCUUGGAUAUUCAGUGUUCUUAACUGGACAGAAUCAAAUCAGAUUUGAUUAAAGUCUCAUAAUGUCUAUUUAGAGUGAAGCCAAGACCUUUCCGUAGUUGAAUGCAAGAAGCAAAGUUGCUUAUGUAGCAUACUGUUGGCAUCAAAAUGGCAACCUGUAUUUUUUCACCAUUUAAUUCAGCUUCACCUUUUCCGCUGAAAAUCCUAUACUUUAAAAAAUAAAAACCACCUUAUUGCCCUUUGAAAUAUUAAGCCCCUUUUUAUAUACACCCAUGAUUGGGUCCUUUGUCCUUUUUGUCGUACUUUUAUUUGGGAUUAAGUUGUGCUUGUGGGUGGCAGUGCAGUCCCCCCCCCCCAUUUUGUUAAGCACAAAAUUUAGGAGAAUUGAGUGGGGGGAAAGAACAUUUUGUUCCAGUUUCAUGCUGCAUUAGCUGCAGAACUUGUUGGGCCUACGCUCUUCAGUCGGCUUAGGAAUCUGUUCUCUCUUAAAGUUUGUAAAGGUGAUGUUUAAGUGGCUGUUCCUUGUUAUGUGUGCUAACACUUAUUGAUUCAAAGUCAUUUUGCCAGUUCAGUAUGGACACUCUGAAAUACUGUUUACAGUUUUGGUAACAUGAAUGGAGAUGGCUUGAGCCUCAAUAAGCUAUUGAGCUCUUCAGGUUAUUGCAGAUGACAAAUUUGAACUGGUUUGCGACUUCUGCUUUUGAGAAAAUUCCCUUUGAAGUAUGAUCUCAGAAUGUUUUGUUCUACUUCCAGAAGGCUCUUUGUCCCCUGAAACAGGAAACCAUUUCAGCAAAGUAAUUUGACAGAAAAUGAAAUAGUAGGCUCUAGUGUUUGACUUACAAUUGCUUUUAUAGGUUUAGGCUGAUGUUUUAGAGCAUUCUAGGAUUCAAGUCUUCAGACCUGAUGAGAUUUAAAUAUUAAUCCUAACUAAUCUGGGUUUGUUUAUAUUAAAAUCAAGAGAAACUUGUGAUUCCCUAUUAAGUCAGGCAGAUUUGAAAACGUAUAGUAGAAUUAGCACUGGACUUCAAAUAUUGCAAAAGUCUUCACUCAAGUUUUUUCCUUUUAAAAAAUGUAUCGGGUGUUCUUCUGUACUGUAUAUAUUACUAGAUACUCUGUUAACUAGACAGUGUUCACCAGGAAAAAGGCAGGGAGAGUGUGAUCCUGCUCAUCGUUCUGGAUCUCUUGACAUCUUUCAGGAUCUUUGACCCAUGGUAUCCUGUUGGAAUGAUUGACAAGGAUUAGGAUGCUGAAUUCGGCUCAUUAAGUACCAGACUAAAAUGCUUCUCUUUAACAUACUGUAACAGGUAACAAACUAAAGUCUUAGUCAAUUAUUAAAACAUUGCCAAGGCCAGGAUGUGUUAUCAAUUACCUCUUCUUUAUAUAGUAAACACCCUCCAAAGCCAACGGCUAUUCAGGUUUGUUCACCUAGCUGGUAUAUAAAACGUAAUUUUUUGUUCUGUCCGAUAGCUUUUAAAAAUGAAUACUUUAUUUGCUGUGGCUUUUAUUGCUGCCUGCUUUCCUGACUUUGCCCACCACUUCGUGCUAAGCAGGUACUAGUUAACUUUAUUUCUAUAUCAUUUGUUUCAGUUCUCCUCUGUAACACAACUGAAAAAGAAAGCCUUGUUUAAUACGUAUGGUUGAUUUUUCCUUUCUCCAGACUGCCUAUCUACCUACCUAUCUAUCAUCUAUAAAAAAGAAUUAAGUGGAUUGCAUAGUGAUAAAGCAGAAUCUUCUCUAUUGUAAGAAGGGAUAGUUGGGAGACAUUUCAAUAAAAGGGAGGAAACUGAGAAUGGCAGAACAAAUCUGUUCUUCCAACACAGAGAUGGUUACAGUGCAGAGUGGAUGAAAAGUUCUUCACUAAAGAGCCUGGUUUAAGUUAUAAGCUCUUAGGAGUGAUCUAAUUGGUUUGGGGGAAAACAAACCCUCAGCACUACUGUACUAAUUCAGUGUACACCAUAUGCAGAUGUUGUGAAUGAGUAUUAUUUGAGUCCUGAAAUGUCAUGCUUCUCUUUUUCUUUUUAAAAGCAAGGGUUUUUACUUACUUUUCUGCUUAAACACCCUAUUUCAUCAUCAUCAUUAUUAUUAUUUAUUAUUAUUAAAAUUUCUAUAUCUGCCCUUCAUCUGAGGAUCAGUUUAGAUUAUAAAAACACAAAAAUGUUUAACAUAGUACCAAAAAACAAAACCCAUUAUCCCCCCACAGUGUUCUUAUUGCAUAUGCAGGAAGGUGUACACUAAUCUGCUAGGACUCCCCCCUCCCCACUUCAUCAUUCUUUUAAAUAUAUCUUUUCCCAACAGCUACAAGAAUAUAACACAAACCAGUGCAAUAUUUUGUGAUUUUUGUUCACAAAUUCCAGGAGUCAUCCAUCUACAUAAGAUCUUUGUUGGCAUCCAACUAUCUUGAGAGACAAUGGAGUGUACCUCUGGGGGUGAAGUCAGACCUCUGUGUUUGUAACCAAAGUGACCUCCCCAGAGCACAAGCCUGGGCAGUGUUGUAUGGUGGUCCUGGGCUCCCUAGACAUAACCCCCCACUUGACCUCACUGAUGUGAACCAAAGGAAAGCAGAGCAAUAUAUUUGACACCAGCUUGGCUGCAGGAGUUGCUGGAAAGAGGUGUACAAGACACCAUCCAACCAUCUUACAGACUCCACUCCGGAUUUGUAUAGGGUUUACUCCUUAGCCUUUUCUUUUCCUGAAGGUAUCCAGCAAGGUAGCAGAGGUUUAGGGUCAGAAUUUUCCUUCACCUAGAUGGACUACCUUCCCAGGUUGACAAGCCCCACCUGCUCCUCACUCCCCUCUAUAGCACAUGCAGAAACCACCUUCUUUACUGUUGGACCCACUGUUGGUCUCAUCCACUCAAUCUGCUUGAGUCUGUCUUCAAACGCAGAGAAAAUCCCUAACUCACCAAGGGUUUGAAACUCAUCAGCUACCCUCACCCAGUUUAGCCGGAAAGGUGAAGGUGUUCCUGGGGUGUGGUCACUGUCACAUGCUGACAGAUUUUAGGAACCAUGGGUGACAUCUGAGUGCUGCGUGGGGACCAAAGGUGGACAAACAUCGUGAUAAGACCUACAGCCAUUGUUUUAAGUCUUCCGGAUCAAUCCAAAUGAGGAUUUAUCUUGCCUAAUACUUCCUGAAGGGACGCAGGUGACGCUGUGGGUAAAACCACAGUGCCUAGGACUUGCCGAUCAUAUGGUCGUUUCGUCUUUCGGUCCCUGCUCCUGCCCACCUAGCAGUUCGAAAGCACCCUUAAAGUGCAAGUAGAUAAAUAGGUACCGCUUUAUAGCGGGAAGGUAAACGGCGUUCCGUGUGCUGCGCUGGUGCAGGCUCGCCAGAGCAGCGAUGUCACACUGGCCAUGUGACCCGGAAGUGUCUGCGGACGGCGCCGGCUCCCGGCCUCUAGAGUGAGAUGAGCGCACAACCCUAGAGUCUGUCAAGACUGGCCCGUACGGGCAGGGGUACCUUUACCUUUAAUACUUCCUGAAAUGUUUCCAAGGUUUUGAAAAUAAGAAUUUUGUGUUGUUUUAUCAUUCUUAUAGUCGUAUAUAUAAAAUUCAGGUGUCUUGCUCCUCCCGUAAUUAUUGUGUUAAUAGGCUUAUCGCAGAAACUUUGACUCUUACUGCUUUUUGCCACUAGAUGGGAGACUAAAGUUAACAAUGUUAUGCUUAGGAAAUCCCUACUAAGUUUUCUUCUAGAAGUUGUGUUUUUGUUUUUUUCAAAAUAGAACCUCACAUUGGUUCCAUAUAACUCUAAUGGGAUUGCAGCUUCUAUACUGAUGUUUUGCAUUUCGAGAAUAAAACAAUGUAGUGCAAUAGUACAGAUUAAUGCAGGUGGAUUCCAUUCAUCUAUUGUUACCUGUCUUUUCUUCCCAAGUGAAAGUGCUGUGUUCAGUGAUCAUGAGGCAAAAUUUCCGAGGGAUGAAACAAGGCAGGUGAGAAUUUAUAUAUGGUUACACAAAAUGCUGCACUUUUAAGAGAAUGAGAACAUUGUGAAAAGUAUUUUUUUUUAAUUUCAUAGAAGUUACUGAGAUUAAAUACAAUGCAAUGGUGAAGUCUCACCUGCUGUUACCUUUUAUAUUUCGUUUUCUUGAUUGCAUUAAAAUGUUAAGUGCAGUGAUGCUGUGCUUCUCAUCUAGUCUCCUAUUCACAUUUUAAAGGAAUGUAAUCUUGCACUGACUUAGAAUGUUGCAAGAUGAACAGCUGUUAGCUGUGUUCUAUUGCUUCUCAAAAGCGUUCUGUUUUGGCUCAUUUCAGCAGCUGAAGUUUAGCUGUACUGUACCCCUGAGAUUGCCCAUUUUGGCAAACCACCUUUUGGUUACAGGUGGAAAUAGAUUUGCUCUUUACUUUCCCCAAGACUAUUCAUUUAGCACAGGACUGGUCAACCUAUGGCUCUGUAAAUGUUGUUGGGAUUCCAACUCCCAUAAACUUCUGCAUUCUCUUUGUGUAUAGUAAAAUAAAAUAAAAUAGAUUGCACUUUCUACUGAGAUGACAGGCUGUAUGGUGCAUUGGUGCUCCUUUGGCAGCAGAGAGGAGGGCUGCCACUGGGGCCAGAUGUCCUUUGCUGCAGGAAGUCAGCUUUGCCAAGGUGGCAGAAAGCUACUAUUACUGGCAGCUGUCCUAUCAGCAAAAGCAAUCAGAAGCUCUGAAAUAGGGAGACUUCCGGGUUGGCGCCUCUGGCAAUGGCGGAUUUCCUCCAAUCGGGAGGAACCCGCUCCGUGAAAAACAGGGUCUGAACCGCCACAGCGAGGCGGAGACCCAUUAAAAACCACAGGCGGGAGAAGCCUGUGGAUGUGGGAUUCGGCUGGCACCUUUGCGCCUCCCCUACUCGCGGGGAAACCCUGUUUUGGGGAUCCAGAGUGACGUGGGGUGAGUGGUGCGGUGCUUUGAAUCGACUGCUUCUUUCACGGAGUGAAGCCGCAUUGCUGUUGCCAGAGAGCGCUGACUUUUUCCUGUGGACAAUUGGAUUUUAGACAACUACUCGUGAGUAAAACGGAAAAUUGGAUUCUUAAAUACUUCAAUUUGGCACUGAAAUGGGAAGGUUAUAAACAGGAAGUCCGCCUCCCGUUUUUGUAAAUAGUCUGAAGCAAAGACGUUACAAGUAAAGCCUUUGAAAGCUUUUGGCAAAGGAUUAAAUUUCCACCGGUUUAAAAAUACAAAACCCCCCUUGGAAGCAGGAGAAGAGAGGGAAAUUUUUGGAUCUAGUGAGCCUGCAGGAGAGAGUGAAAGAAUCAAGUUGCCACUGCUCUGAACCUGGGAACAGGCUGCCAGAUGACGUUUGGAGAGAGUGCUUUUGACAAAAGGAUUUGACAGCUAGCUAAACAAGAGUAAGAUACUGUUUCCAUUGUCCCUUUCUGCAUUUAAAAAAAAAGAGGAAAAGUAACUGAAAUUUUAUCUUUAAUGUUUGAAAUUGUGCUUGAAAGAACUGAUACAAGUGGAGACUGUUUCCCUCUAGAGGAGCUUUUGAAACUGUAACAGGACUGUAACUGGGGGAUUUCCAGCUGCAGAAAAGGAGUUUGGGAACCAGAGAGCGACUUUGGACUAUUUCAAAAUGUUGACAGGAGAGGCCAUUGUGACUGUUUUAUGUAAGAUAAGCUGUUCGCUGGGACAGCUUCACAAGAAGAUGGAUGAUAUGACUCUCAAAGUUGAUAAUUUGGAACAGAAAGUGACCAACUUGAGUCAAAAGCGAACACUAACACAGAAAUAAUUCAGGACUUGGUACAGGAACCCACUUUGGCAGGACAAAUGGUGGAGGAGAAGGAGGAGAAGGAGAAUGCAGCUGUUGUUGAACAUAAAAUAAUACAAGUGAGAUCUGGGGAUUUACAGAAGCAAAUUGGAGAUUAUAAGUUGAGGCCUUCUAUGAUUGAAUCUAGGAAAAGCCAGACUCCGAGGAAUGGAUCCCGGUUUGGAUUAAAGAAGGAAAGUUGGAAAGAGCCCUCUAUGCAGGGACUAACUGACUUUUGGGACAUGGACUCGGGUCUGGAGGAGAUUGAAGUUUUGGGGGCCUUUGGAAUUGGAGGAAUCUUGAAAUAUACCCGGAAAUACUUUAUGGACUGUAGUUUUAACUAUGGAAAUUCAGCUGAUCUGUUCAGAAGGAAGAAAAGGAUUGACAGGUUGGAAUUUCCCCGAGAUUGGCUAUUUAGCAUUAAAGAAAAUGAAGAGGACCUGCAGAAGGGACUUGGAGGAGAGUUGGGAGCCUCGGACAUAAGAUCUCCAGGUUGAUGGACUUUAUGGAAUUGACGGAAAGGACUGGCAGAAUCCGAGACCUGGGAGAGGAGAUGGUGGAAGAUGAUUGAAAAAUUUAAAGUUUAUAUAUAGACUUAUGGUAAAAUGAAUGAGUGAUAGAAAAAUGGUGGAAUGGUGGAAUGAUUUUUUAUUAUUUAUUAUUUAUGGGCUUAACAGAAAUGUUAUAAGGAGUUAAGCACAUAUAAGUAAUUUAGCUUUAAUGGAAAAUAAGGUUAAAAUAAUACGUUAUUUACAAUAUCACAGAAAAUGGAGAAAGAUGGAAAGGAUUUGCUGAAACAAUUAAUAGAAGUGGAACACAAAAAGGGAGGUGUGAGGAGGUCGAGGAAACAAGGGAAUGAAAGAUAGAGUAUGGAAAAGAGAUGAUGUAUGUUUUUAAAUUGUUUUUGUUUUGGGAGUGGGGUUUGUUUAGUUCAGCUUAAUGUGUUUAGUUUUGAGUUUAGGUUGUGUUUUGUAUUGUUUAUAUAUUGUAUUGUAUUGUGUUUUUCCUUUUUUCCCCUUUGUUCUUUCUUCUGUUUUUUCUAUUUUUUGCUUUUUUCUCUCUUUUUGUAAUCUAUAAAAGGAAUAAAUAUUAUUUAAAAACAAAACAAAACAGAAGCUCUGAAAUAGGAUGCUGCAGGCUGUUGAAUCCAGAGCCCUUGGAGGGGCCCAGUCUUCAGGCCCCUAGGCUGUACUGGUCUGGAGCUGGAAUAGUGAAAAAGAACAAUAAAUCACCUGCUCACCUUCUGUUGUGGCCUGGCUCAGAGGACUCGGGAUGUGGCAGUAUAUUCCCCCACAUCACUUGCCCCCCCCCCACUUAUGAUUGAUUUGAUAUUAAAUGAAUGAAUGAGCACAGUACCAGCUAGACUAGGGAGUUUAAAAGUUUUACUGUUUCUUAGGUGACUGUACCUAGAAAGCCUAUGUUGUUUUGAAAUGUAAAUUGUUCUUGUUUAGUCGUUUAGUCGUGUCCGACUCUUCGUGACCCCAUGGACCAGAGCACGCCAGGCACUCCUGUCUUCCACUGCCUCCCGCAGUUUGGUCAGACUCAUGCUGGUAGCUUCGAGAACACUGUCCAACCAUCUCGUCCUCUGUCAUCCCCUUCUCCUUGUGCCCUCCAUCUUUCCCAACAUCAGGGUCUUUUCCAGGCAUUCCACAUACACAAAAUAUUCCAGAAAUUAUAGGAAAAUAUAUGCUAUUGAGUUGUCAUGGCCUUAAAAUGUUUGCAAGUAUUCCAGUAAACAACCACAGCUAAAACUUUGUAACAUUUAAAUCACAUAAUGUGCACUUUUAAUUUUUGUUCCUAAUCUAAUAUUUUGCUUCAACUACAUUUGCUAAUGAUAGUUUUGUAUUAGAAAAUUUUAUUAGUAUUUUUUAUUAGCCACUUAGGCAGCUAACAUGCAUGUACUUCUUUUAAAAUUUUGUUUUCUAAUUAUCAUGCUUAAUUGAUUUGGAUCUGAUUCAGCACAUUGGAAACCUUUGUGGGGAAAAGUUUGUCCCCAGAAGACUACAGCCACAUUCACUGCAAUAUCUUGGUUGCCCAAAUAGCACAAUAUGGGGAAAACGCCCUUAAUGUACUAUGGAAAUGUAGCAGUAACAGCCGCAGACUAACUCUGUUGGAACCAGAUAAUAUAAAUCUUUAUCACUUUUAAUGUGUUUAUGUAGGUAGAAUAUAAAAUUGUAAAUACCUGGAACAGCAUACCGGUUUUGCAUGCUCCAGUGACUAUCACAUUUAAACCUGGUGUUCAAGGCUUAGUAAUGGAAGUGAACUCCUUAUUCUUCGAUGAUCCUCCAGCUCCACCUGGUGAACCUGGAAAGCCUUUUGAUGGCCUUUGGGACUAUGAAGGUGAGGUUUUAUGAAGGGUAUACAACACAAAAAGUGGUAACGUUUCAGGCCUAGAAAAACUAAUAUUGAUUCAACUGGCAGUUUUUUCUAGUAGUAUUAAUGUGUAUCAAGAGCUCAUGUGUACAGUGCUUCUUGAGAUGAAGCAUUUCCUGUUAACUGUAUUGCCAAACAAGUUCAAAAUGAAGGAACAUUGUGCAUUUCUUUUUAAAAGUGGCAUGAGCACAAACUGGAAUAGGUGGGAUGUUGUAGAGAUGGAUCUCUGCUGGCAAAGGGUCAUGCCUGUUGAGGUUGUGUGUGGGGACUUGCUAUGCUGUAAAUAGUUCAAUGGGUAUAUAUCUAGAGAUGGCGGCUCUUUCUUUCACAGUAGCCCAAAAUGUGGCUUGGGCAAACUGGAUCUAAGGUCCCUUCAUUCAUUGCAGAGACCCCAGGAUCAUGCUCCCCCCUAUUUCAGCCUAGAGUUGGCAAAGCCAGUCCCUUUGAAACCACUGUGGGAGAACUGGAUGUCUGUACCUCAUGCCUCUUCCACUUAAGGUUGCACAGUCCGAUCAUUGUUUAAUCCUGGUCAUUAUUUACAUUUGCCCUAUACACACAGCUUUAUUCUUCACUUACUUCAACCCCCGAAAGCUCCUACUAAACAUAGUAGGAUUUUAACUUUUUGUAAUAACAUGAUAACAUUUUAAUAGCCAAGAGCAUUUUGUUUUUGUUUUUUAAAACAAGUCAGCUAGUUCAGCAUGCUGGAGGAAGGACUUUGGGCAUUCCAAACAGCAGUUCCACAUGAAACACAACUAACCUUUUCUAAAAUUGAUGGGAAUUCUCAAAGCAGUUUGUGGUAUGCUAUGAAGGUCUGCUGUUCACCAGGGAUGAAGUAAUAAACAAAGCAUGAAAUAUGUCAUGGAUAUGAAUAAAAGCAGAUACUGGUCUAUAAAAAUACAGCAACUCCUGGCAUGAACUUUAGUGUUCGAGAUACAGAAACCUAAAAUGUCUGCAGUCAUCAUAGAGCACCCAUAGAUAUGGCAGGACCCAAAGAACUAAAUAAUUAGUCCCAUGAACCCCAAAGAGCUUUGAAGGUGAGCCCUUCCUUCCCCUCACACGCAUGUAACAUGGCAAACCACUUUUGAAAUUGAGGGUUUAGAAGAUGGUUUGUUGUUCAAUGGGGGAAAAAGUCAACAGUCUUACUCACUGCUUAUGCACAAGGUUUUGGACAUGACUAAGUCAACAUGUUUUUUGAAUCACAGUGUAUGGAUUACAUGGAGGUGAACCAGAUUCAUCCAGACAUGAACCAGUUUGUUAUAUCAUUACAGAAUCCAUAGAAAGAUCUUAUCUGAAACAAGAACCCAUGCGCUUUUGAGUUAAACUGUAUGUGAAACAUUUAAUAGAUGUGAGAGUGAACUAUGAUAAAGAUGAAGAAUUUCUUGCCUUUCUGAAAUAAUAAUAAAAUUCCUUGGUUAAUUCUCUUUCCCUUUCCUUCCAAACCUCACACACUAGCAUUCUGGUAUUAUUUUUUUCACAGUGGCUGAAUCCUUCUUUUUGAAUAGUGCAACAAGAAACUAUUUGGAAGUGGAAGUCUGCCCGUAAGUUUUGCCAUGUAAACAAAGCAUUGUGUCUAUUACUUUAGACUUUGGUUUAUAGAUGAAGUCCCACACUGUUACAUUCUCCUGAAUGCCUAUCAAUGAAGUUGUCAUCUGAGCAUGUGCAGUAACUAUCUCAAUGUACACACCUCAGCUUAACUGUGAAGUGAACGUGGCUUCUGUUUUCACACAUCAAACAGCAAUAUUUCUCAAGAACCUGUAAGUUAGCUAUAGAUUGUGGCUAGCGUCAAGUUUACAUGGCUUCAAACACCAGCAGUGGGAGCGCACUGGAGCCGGAGUAAACAGCAAUGCAUACACAGCCUGAGCUUUCCUAGCUCCAGAAAACAAUGGCUAAGUCCACCCAAAGUGAAGGCAACAUACUCCAUUUUAUGGCAGCACUCACGACAUUUUGUUCUUUUCUAUAAUCUGCUAUGGAAUUCAUUAAAUUGUUAUGUUGACUGUUUUGUAUUCCUAUGAAACCUGUUUUGACAAUGCCAUUGAUUCCCACCCACCCCUCAUCCUCAUGAUUUUGUUUUGCUAGGCAUGGCCAACAUCUUGUAUUACUUCUUUCUGCAGGAGAUUGUAUUGAGGUAAGUAGAAUUCUGCAUGAAAAUUUUCUGUUGUUAAAUUAAACAAAACAAGCAUUUAACCAAGUGAGGUUUGAUUAGGAUGCUCCCUGUAUAUUUCCUGUUUUAUGAACACAAUGAUUCUCACAUUUGUGUAUGCUGACGUUAUAGAAUGCAUGUAUAAAUCAUUAACAUGACCCCUCUGCAUCUUUGUGGGUGGCUUCAAGGCCGACCGUGCCAUUAGGUAGAGUGAGUCAGUUGCCUUAGGCAGCAGAUGCUAUGGAGUGCCACCCUCUACCUUUUUUCAUCAUCCUGAGUACAUAAAACUUGUGAAUAUUAUUAUAUGCACAUUGUGCACCCAGUCUUCUAUUACUGUGUAAAAUGAAGCAAAAGAACACCAUGUGUUCUUCUUCAGAGUUGCAAACAGCUGCGUGGAAUUCUAUGCAUGCCAAUUUAAAAGUAAGCCUGCUGAGUUUAAUGGGGCUUACUCCUAGGUAAGUGAGUUUAGGAUUGCCACCUAAUGUGACUAUCUUUAGUUCACUGCAGGGAUUAAGAUGAUGAGUAAAACUCUGUAAAAUUGUAGCUCUUUUUAUACUAAUAUUUUUGCACCAAGUUAUUUGAUUACUAUAUGUCCGCUAUUUAACUUAAUGGAGGUCCUGGCCAUGGCAUCAUCUAAAAUGCAUUCAUGAAUAAUUUUCAAUGGAUGUUCAGUGGAAAUUACUCAUAAAUGAGUGUAUGAAAUAAUGGGACCUAGUUUCUCCAGAUCAGAUAAGGUCAUUUUGCUAAAGAAUUUUGCAAGCAAUUGCAAAUAAUGGUACAAUUGGUUGCUGCGGUAUAAUUAAAUCAAUGGUUUUCCACAGUUUGCUUUAUGAGCAGAGUUUAAAUAGCCAUUCUCUGUGUUCAAGGUUUUUUGGUUUUGUUUUAAAUCUCGUUUUCCUUUCUGAUCGCUUUUUUCCCCCUGUUGUGGUAAUUACAGACAAUAAAUUCAUUUCAUCAUCUGCGUUAGUGUUAAGUAACAUAAAUCAUGGCAAUACAGUUAAGCAAUGCCAACACAUCUGCAAAUCAUUUGCAAAUUGGUUCCAUGGAGCUUAUUCGAUCAAAUUAAUUUAAAAAAACCUUUCACCUGUUGGCACAUCCUGCAUUUACAUCAAAGUUUUUAUUAUGCUAUAAAUUUAUCUGAGACCAUUUCCCUUUCUAUUUAGUGCUGAGCAAUUCAGCAUUCCUUAAAACCAUUAUAAGCAAUGCAUAUAUAUUCCCAUAGAAAGGCAUUUUACAUUUAGAAGCUAAUAAUCAUGGGUUAUGCUAUGGAGAUUCAUAAUAAAUUAUUUGCAUACCAUCAUAUUUUAGAAUUUUGUACAGCAUCAAUAUGUUACUGUUUCAGUAGGUUUUUACUGUUUAUCAUGAGUCAGUUUAUAUCUGUGCAAUGUGAACAGAAUAGGAAUUAUAUGGCAUAUAUUAUAAUGAUUAAUUUUUUCAGUUUUUGAUAUACUUUCACAGAAGAUCUUAGAUAAGUAAGAACAUCUUAUUCUAAAAAACUUUUCAUGCUAUAAGAAUGGAAUUGGGGAACACAUUAUUUACUUCUUCGGCAAGCAGUAUCAUAUAAUACGAGAGCAGGUGUGUUAUGGGGAAUAGAGUGUUGGACUUGGAAUGGGGAAAUCUGGAUUGAUAUUCCCAGCUCAGUCAUGAAGCUGGAUAGUCAUCAAGUCCAAUUCAUUAAGUAUCCAUAAUUUGGAGGAUCAUAAAUGGGGAUGUGCUUGCAAGCUCAUGUAUUUCCUCCUCCCUUCUCAUCUGCUGAUUCUCUUCUCCAUUUUCAUGUUGCUCUAACCACAGUUUGCUGUGAUGUCCAAAUCAGGCAAACUAAGGUUAGUAAUCCCCAAAGUCUGGUUUGCAAACCUACUUCAAACCCUGCAUUGGAAGUUAGUACUAUAGUUAGUACUAGUUUGGGGCAUCUCAGCAAAUGUUGGAUAGAGGAAACCAAGGAAUCAGCACUCAAGGCUAUAGGUUUCCGGAUUAGGACAUGAUAUCUGAAAGCUCACCUGGGUGUGUUCUCAGUGACUUUAUGUCAGGUAAAUGUGCAGUAAUUGCACUGAAAUUAAAUAAGAAAAAGAAAUUAAUUUUGUGGAAUCAAGCCUAGCUUUAUAUUUCUCAUUUGUUAUCAAGAAAUAUGUUCAGAUAACAAUGUUUGUACAGAUGUGAAAGGUAUAUGAGGGUGGGGUCUCAGUUUCCCUGUACUUUCUUAAAUCAGUGUUAAACCUGAGAUGUUACGCAAAAUAUAUGGAGGACAGAGUGAAUUCACACACACAAUUUUCCUUUUUAUGUAGUAUACUACUAUUUAGUGUUAUAGCAACAAAUUUUAAGAGUUAUAUCAAACAAUUAUUGUGAUAUUUUGUUUAGGAAACCAUUGAAGUGGAAAUGGGAAGUCUGAUUUAGAAUCAGCAGCUUAAAUCAAACUUUCUCUUUGUGGUUUAUUCAUGAUUUAAGGCUGCAAUCUUAUAUACAUUUACCAAGGAAAGUCCCACUGAACUAAUAGGGCUUAAGACUGUCCUUUAUGGUAAUCUUCAUUUAAUUCACUCCAGCUUGGUUCAAGGUGACUUGUGAAUUCUGCUUCAAAGCACACACAAUUGCCAUGUGAAUCUUAUCUUCUGAACAACAGUUUUGAUUGCAUUUAGACUUUAAUAUACAGCAUAAGAUGCAGCAUCUAAAACACAGAUGAAAAUGUGGCUGUAUCAUUGUUCCCAGAAAAUGAAAUAAGCUAUCUGGGAUGCCAACACCCUCUGGGUUCUAUCCAGCAAUAUACUUGAGGUGAGGAAUACUGAAAGCAAUUCACAGCAGAAAUCCACAGCUGACAGAAUAUUUAUUGAAUAACCUAUUUACUAUUGGAGCUGAACAAAUAAUAAUUCUGUGUUUAAAACCAGUACAGACAGAGCUAACAGGUGUAGGGUGGUUUGUUUGCUUUGCCAUCAUCACUAUUUAACUGUGAUCCUUAAACAAAGGGUUGUGACUACAGCCCCAAAAUUCCAGUUGCUUUGUCACCAGGAGCAAAGUUAUUAUUAGAUCUGGCAGUUGCUGGAGAGAAGAGUGAUGUUCUUCUUCCCAGCUUCAUAAACAAAAUUAAACUGUGGGUGUUAGGAUGGUAUUGAAUGUUAGUCCCAUUCAGAGUAGACAUGACAAACUUUAGCUCAUUAAUUUCAGUGGGUCUCCUCUGAAUAGGGCUUAGUUGAAUAUAAUGUUCAGUUUUGCCUGCAGUUGGCAUUGUGCUUCAGGUUACCUUCCUUGCUGUUUGCAAAGAGGGGAGCAGCAACUUCUACUUUGCUGCUAAAGUUUAUAUACGGAAGCAGUAGGGAGAAACAGGUUUGGGGGGAGAGAAAAAUGGAGACAAGAGCCCUCUUCAGUUAAUCAAAAGUCUGUGAGAGACUGCAUGGAGAUGGGCGCAGACAUAUUGGCCCAGCCCCCUUUGUUCCCAUGCACACUCAUCAUACCCCCUCUUCCCCUGAACUUUGUGUGUUCAGUGCAAAGGUUGGUAGAGGGAGUCUAACCACAUUCAGCUGAAUGUAAUUGGAAUCCUGGGUGGGCCUGGUUUCCUGAUUGUAGGGAGGAUUCAAGCUAUAUUUAGCUGGUUAUAAUCCCCCUGGGUGCUGAAUGUAUGGCAGUCAUAGGGCUCAUGUGCAUGCUCAUUCCUCACUCUAAACCCACAAUGUUCUUCUGAAUGCCUGAAGAGGGCUUUAAAAAGGGAGUCAAGAAAAGAAGAAAUCAAGGAAGCAACGGAAUGGAGAGAAGGAAUCUGUUCCAAAUACAAUGACUAUUGAAAGAUAAUCACCGAGAUCUGGUGUGAGAGUUCUAGGGAUGGUUUUAUAUUUUAUGUUUUAACAUUAACAUUUUUUCUCCCCUAUCCUAUCCCUACACACUUGAAAGACCAGUUACUAUUAUUCCCUGCUAACGGGAGACACAGAGACAUGUCUGAUGUCACACUGUGUGUCCAUGGCAGAUCAGGACUUGACUGCAGAACUUCACAUCUAUGCCCAGAGGCCCUAAAUCAACCUCUGUUUGGGGUUUCAAAUUGUUUUCAGUGGGCCCUACCCUGCUCCUGUGCCUUGUAAUGAUUGCUUGGCAUACAAACAAGAGCAGGUGAUAAUGUUGACCUAGAUGGAGUCAAAAGCUUCAUCUGUUGAUUUAUGCAGAUUAAGUUGCUUUAAAAGAACACAGGUUGGGCUGUUGGGUUUUUUUGCUGGUCAGUUUUGCUGGUAGCCUGACACAUUUCUGAACAUCAAAUAUUGGCACUUGUGGAACAGUGCAAAAUGUAUGUCUGUAAAGACAUUUUAUUCUAGAAUCAAUGGUGUCUGAGCUCAAGUUAACCCUUUCAUGCAUACAAGUAUAUUACAACAUUCAUUCAUUCAUUCAUUCACUUCCUCUUUUAUUCACCUGAGGUAUAUGCAGGGAGGGAAAGAUGUAGAUAACCAAAUCAAGGGGAUGUUUUUUAAACUGCACCCAUCCUUGUGGACAGCAGGAUCUAGAAUCAAUCUACAAUGAAGGCAGCAUGUUGAGGACAAACAUGAAUAAUACUGGAUUGAGAGAAACUGCAUUUUUGUGCUACAAGCAGAUUAGUGUGUACAUAGCCAAUGUCAGUCUACCAAGAUAUGGCCUUCUGGAAAAGGAAGGAAUGGAUCUCUGAGGGAUCUAGCUGGCUCCUAGAGUGGCAAAGAUUUAAUGCAAAUGCUGCCUUUGGCACAUUCCUAUAUCUAAAUUAUUACCCGUCUCCUUUGAUGUUAAUGUUACAACUUCAAUACCAAUAGUUUCAAUUAGGGCAUCUCUGUAAAGAGCUAGUGUAAUUGCUUUUGCAAGCAGCUGGUGGUUGCCUCUUUACAAAUGAAAUCCUGUAAUUCCUGCUAUUUAUUUGAAUUAAUGUUGGCUUCAGGGAUUUAUGCUUCCUUUUUAAUCCGUUCUGUCAGAUGGUUACUCAGAGGACAUAUUGAAAUUGAAACUGAAUAAGAAGUCCACUUACUUUUUUGUAUACUACCUGAAAGUCUUCCAAUGACAUGAAUAUCUUUCUUUGUUCAUUAUAUUAAAGCACUUUCUAAAACUCAAAAGUUGCACUUCUCUUAAUUGAACUUCUGUAUUAAAUUUUUGAAUAGAUAGAAUGGUAUUAUAAAUGUUUAAAACAACAGCUGACAUUUUCACAGAAGCGCUAACAGGAACUUCAAGUGCAGCAAUUCAGUGUUAUCUUGAUAAUUAAGUAUUGUGCUAAACUUUGUUUUAAAAUGGUUAUGUGGCUUAAUAUCUUGUACUGAUACAACUUUAUGUGAAAAUAGUGAUGUCGUUUUUAGAGUGUAUUUUGUGUUCCAUUGUGCAGAAAGGACUUCCGUUGACAUUUAAAGCUGAUAUAAAUGGGGGCACCUGGAAUGGCACAGCAAUUAUUCCUUGGGACUACUUCCCCCCCGGUGUGGACAAGAUGAAUUCAUAUGCAAUCCAUGGGUCUGGUAUUGGGAGAAUGUAUGAGGCACUUUAUCCAAUACCACAAGAAGAGAUCAAAGAGGGGCAGGGCCCUAACUUGUGAGUACAAAACACCCACGUCUCUCUCAAAUUGCUUUCCAACUAUUCCUGAAGCUUCUUUUUAUUCUUGACGGUAACUGCUUACGUAACACAUUUAGAAAAUCCUUCAUUCUUUAUUGGGAUAUACUUGAGUAUUUAUGCUGUUUACUCUUCAUAUUGACAAGUUCAUAGUGUACUGCUAGGACCUAUUUUAUGAAGUGUAAAAGUGGUAAAUACAGGAACACUGGUGACUGGAUCAUGGGAGCAUAGGCCAGUCCUCAUUUUUCCACAGUGCAGUGAACAUACCUUUUCCUCAGCUAACGCUAGAAAUGCUUUUGUGGUGAAGGAUAACUAUAUAUUAUCAGCCAACAUCCAUUAUGUCUUCUUGUGGAUUCUAGAAGGCUUGUUCAGUCCUGUAUUUAGCACAUAUGGCUACCAAUUGCAUAAGUUGUUGUGGUUGUUACAUUUAUAUUCCACCUUGCCUCCAAGGAACCCAUUAUAAUAUCGCCAUAACCCUGUGAGACAGGUUUGGCUGAGAGACUGUGACUGGCCCAAGGUCACCCAGUAAGCUUCUUGGCUGAGUGGGGACCUCCCUAGUCCUAGUCCAACCAAUCUACCACCCUAGUUCUUGUCAUUAUGGAGGAAUCACAACUAGCACUGCCAGGGCCGAAUUUAGGUUUGAUGAGGCCCUAAGCUACUGAAGGUAAUGGGACCCUUUAUAUGUCCACCUGUCCUUUGUCAACAACAAAUUGUCACUGUUUUUUGUGUUGAAUAUAUGCUAUAUGCUAUAUGGUAAUUUAUGGACCUAAUAGGUAUCUAAAGCCAUUUGCACAUAACAAAUAGGAGCCUACACAACACAAAAUACUGUUGCUGUAUGUAGGUUCUAUUUUAUUUGUUUUUUAUCUUAGAUUUUGGAAAUGUGCAUCCAGUUUUUUUCUUUUAAAUUUUGUGGGGGCCCCCAAGAGAGUGGGGCCCUAAGCUAUAGCUUGUUUAGCUUAUAUGUAAAUCUGGCACUGGACACUGCUAAAAACAGUAUGAAUUCCCCUUUGGGAAUGACAGGUACUGAUGAUGUUCCAUUCUAGGGAAAACUACAGAAAAAGGCAUUGGUACACCAUUGGAUUGAAUGGGGAGGGGGCAGCCAUUUAUCUCUCCAUAUAAUCUCCUGAGAUUGUACAAGGAGAAAAUGAACACAAAGAAGAGACCCAGUGCUCAGCCACCUCAAUGAGUGGAAUACCAAGCAAAUUUGGAUUCUGAAGAUGGCCUGCUUCUGAUUUGCACUUCAGCCCAGGAGGUGCAGAUCAGGUGAAUCUACAUUAGAUGCUCCUAUUCAAAACAGUAUUACCCUAAAGCUAUCAUUAUUACGUAUGUUUUUCAAAAAAACUUUCUAUAUAUAUUAACUACUUGUGCUGAUAUACUUAUGUUUUGUUGAUAGCCAUCUUCUAGAAUAUUUCAAAGAUUUCAGUCUGAAGGACAUAAUGGGAGAAGACUGGAACCAGCCUCCAUCAGAUCUGUGGUCAUAA